CUCCAUCUGGCGGGGAGACGCCUGACACGACAACUGGGCUUCGACCAGAAACCAGGCGGUGAAUGUUUGUUCUUCACCAAAGCCUUUCACAUGGGGCGUACUGUCAUCUCUCCUCUCGUGUGUGUUGUGUUUUCGAACCGGCGGAGCAAGUUCCAGGCGUGAACUGGUCUCUGGACCCAACACACACCGCGGCACUCAGGGCAGGCGAAACCGAAAGUGUUACUGCGUCACCGAGCGUCAGAUGUCGGCGUGGGAGACAGAAGAGCGAGUGGGAGUUGGUAGACUUCUGAACCCGGAACAAGACAAGACGAGACCUGCUCCAACUUUUCAGCGCCUUCUAUAAGGCAGUGCUGUCGAAUUUAGGAGCUUUGUUUUGCGGUUUUAGCUUUUGUUUCGCCCUUCUGGGUUUUAUGCUGUAUGCGCUUUGCAUCCCAGUGUGCACGGGAGCUGUUCGUGGACUACCGACUGUGUGUUGUGUUGUGUUGUGUCGUGAGAGGCCAGGCCAGGCCCGCAGCAGUGGCGGAGAAACAGAGCUCUAGUGUGGAAGUGGAGGAGGAACCGACGAGGGCACGAGAAUGAGCGCCGACGGCGACGAUGACCGGGAGGUGGAGGCCAUCAUGGAGGCGCGGGCCGGCUCCCCGGUGCUGAGCUACGGCGCGGGUUCGGAGGGCUCGUCCAUCGGGGCCUCAUACGGCUCCAGCCGGUCCGAGUCGGCGCUGCUGAACUGUGGGGCGAGCGACCGCGGCGACCGCCCCCCCUCCUCCUACGGCUCCAUGCAGUCGGACGACGCCCUGGAGGACGGGGAGGGGGAGGAGGAGGACUUCAGGCCACCGCCCAGCUCCAUCGUCACGCUCAGCAAGAGACGGGUUAUCCGAGCGGAGUCUCCUCAAACGGCCUUCACUGAAGCCACCAGCGCCUUCACCCUCAAGAGCGUCAUCCCCACCGAAGGGGCGUUCAUACACCAGCCCAGCCGGGAGGUGGACACAGAGAUGACUGGGGAGGAUGACCAUGAGGUGGAGACAAAGGGGGCGGGGCCAGGAGAGGGGGCAGCGCAACCGGGGCCAUCCAGAGGCCAACAGGAAGAGGAGGAGGAGGAGGAAGAGGAAGCCAUGCGAUACCCUACCCCUCCCCCUCCCCCACCCCUCUGCCCCCCCGCCGUGGGACUCGGACUGCAGUAUGGCCCAGUGCAUAAGGAACUGAGCCUCACCUUCAUAUUCUCGUCUAUCCUGGGCGUACUGAAUAAGUUCAACUCCACGGAGCUGAUGUGGUUCAAGAAGCAGGUGGCCCAGCGGCACAAGGAGAAGGUGAACGCCGAGCAGCUGCUGGACUCUGAUUGGCUCAACACUGUAGACUACCUCAUCGAACACUUCCGAUUGGGCGGCGCCACACGCAUCGCUGCCACCUGCAUGCACCUGAUUGGCCGAGACAAACACUGCGAAGAGCUGGAGGGGAUCUGCAAGAGGAUCCUGGUUCGUCAUGAGUUGCAGGAGAGUAUUCAGAGGAAUUUCAACAUCGUGUUUGAGGGUGUCCCACGACCCGGAGACCAGGCGGGUCUCAAUCGCAUCUUCACUGCUCCGUUGGUGACUGAGGGGGGUCACCGCGGGGUCAACACGAAUCACGAGUACCUACACAACCUGCAGCCGGCGUGGGGGGAGCCGCGUCGCGUGUGCCACUUUAACGACGUGCUGCGCCCGUACCCGGAGGGAAGCAGCGACCGGCCCCGCCUCACCGUGCUCACCGCCACGCCCAUGGGGGGUCUCUCCUACGUCAUGUCCAAGUUCGCGCUCGACUGGAGCAAAGAGCGCGCCAACCAAGACAUACACUUCCUCUUCUACUUCAAGUGUAAGGAGCUUCGCUGGUACACGGACGACCAGUUUUCCGUCAUGAAGAUGUUGAAGCAUUUCCACCACGCCAUCGAGGUGGUGAACACCAUGCUGACGCAGCCGGAGAGCCAUGUGACCCUCAUCUUCGACGGCUGGCAGCCGGAGCGCCCCAAAGUGGACUGGGAAGCACCCGUCAUCACCGACAUCUGGCAGAAGGCCCCCAUGAAACAGAUCCUCGCUAACCUCAUCAGAGGCGACUUGUUGCCAGACGCCAGGCUGCUCAUCACCUGCAGAAGACACGACUUGGACACCAUACCACACUAUCUCAUAGGCCGGGUGUUUGAGGUGCGUGGCUUCUCUGCAGAGCAGCGUGAGGAUUUCUUUGCUAAGCAUUAUGAUCGUGAUAUGACUGUUGGCGCUCGAGUACUGGAGAAGAUCAAGACCCAACCCAACAUCUUCUAUAUGUCUCAGUUGCCGGUGUUUGCGUGGGUCACUGCCUUCUUGUUUGAGCGUCGCUGCUUGCGGAGUCCCCAGUGGGCCGAUCGCCAUGGACACGAGACACUCCUUUACGUCCACCUCGUCAUGCUAUUGAUCAACCGCUGGUUCGAACGUUACCGGGGCGACGAGCAGGACAACCUCAAGUGGCAGCAACACGACAAGGACAUGAUGAUGCGUUUGGGUCGUCUGGCCUGGAAGUCUCUGGAGACGCGACAGACACGCUUCUCACACGCACAGCUGAAGGAACACGACCUGGACUCUACAGACCUUAUACGCAUAGGCAUCAUGGCGGCAGAGCUCCCAGAGUGGAAGCCGUCGGAGGCGGGGUGUAAAGCUAUGACGGCCGAAUGCAACCGACCAAUCAGCUUCUCCUUCACACACCACUCCAUCAUGGAGUUCAUGGCUGCCUGGUAUGUGUAUCUGGGAUUCCGUAUCGAGGGCCGCAACGUGUUCGAGCAGUCCAUCCGCAGCACAGUGGUGUCUGCGCUGGUGAAGGACCGCAGCAUCCUGGACCUGUACAAGCCGGCGAUUGAGCGCGCGCUAGUUAGCCGUGACGGACACCUGGACCUCUUCCUGCGCUUCCUGUUCGGCCUGGCGCUGGACUCCACGGAGGACAACAUUCGAGGCACCAUGCUGCCCCAUCGCCACCCCUCUCCCAAGGGCCUCCAGGACUCCAAGACCUACCUGAGGAGGCGGAUUGAGGAGCUGGAGCCAGCUAGCGCUGUUAUCGCUAGCGGCACUAACGCUGGCGCGUCUAACAACUCUAGCGCUAACCUGGUUAGCGUUCACCCCGACCGUGUCUUCAACCUCACACGCUGCGUGGAGGAGGUCACAGAACUGGUGGACGAUAUCUUCAUGUAGGACACACGCACUCUUUUAUAUGUACACACACUCUUUUAUACAUACACACACACACCUGGAAGGGAUCACAAAAUUAGCGGUGAACACAACCAGUUUUACACUCCCACACACACACACACACACAUACACACACACACUGAAGGGAUCACAGAACUGAUGGUGGAAUACUACUGACACACGUAAACACACACACACUGUUUGUAUACAGUGUAUACUGUCCCCCCACAAACAGAGUUGAAUGUAAUUCCUUGAAGUGCUUUGAGAUUGGUAUUGCGCAAGACAAUCUCUUGAUGAUGAUGAUGAUGAUGAUUAAGUUUAUGAUGAUGAUGAUGACAACAGUGCCUUACUGAAGAGGACUAUUCCUGCAGAAAUAAAACUGUGCUGACACACACACACACACACACACACACACACACACACACACACACACACAGCCACGCACCCAUGUGCACACACUAAACAUGGGUGGUUGACAUGACGCCCUGUUUUUACGUAACAUUAGGCCCGAAAGUCCAGGAGCAUUAAACCGUCAAAAUACGACAUUAAAUUUUACAUUUACAAUGAUCAUA
Engraulis encrasicolus (European anchovy) is the source of this 3751-nucleotide messenger RNA. RefSeq names its product NLR family, CARD domain containing 3-like (gene nlrc3l). Bases 576 to 3182 code for a protein of 868 amino acids. Lineage: Eukaryota; Metazoa; Chordata; Actinopteri; Clupeiformes; Engraulidae. Gene Ontology annotation, biological process: intracellular signal transduction. The transcript has 14 exons. The record is from RefSeq and is a predicted model, not a curated record.